GGGCCGGGCAGCCCCGGGCCGGGCACCCCCCGCUCCUGUUGCUCAUCCCGUUACCGGAGCGGCGGCCCCGGGCUCGCCCGGCGCACAGGCGGGUCACGCAGCCCCGGGCUUGCCCCCGGCUCGGCGCGGGAACGGCGGCUGAGCCCGGCGGCGGCGGGAGGCGGUGCCGGCGGUGCCGGGGUCCCGGGCCGGGGCUGUGCCUCCGGAGCAGCCGGGUACAGGCAGUGCCCCCUGACCGGGGCUGGCAGCGGGCAGAGGCAGGACGCCAGGCUGGGGGCCCGAGCUGCUGGACUCACAGCAGAGGUUGUGCUGGAGACACGGUGCCGGGCCCGUGCGGGGAGUGUUGGGCAGCCACACUCGGCUUAUCCCGUGCUCCUGGGACGGAGCAGGCAGCGGGAGCACUGCUUGGGACCAAGAGGGACUUGGGAGAAAGAGGGUAGUUGUAGUAUCCAUAGAGCAACUUAAAGGGACGUGACUGCCAAUACCAGUGUCAAAAAACUUAGCUUCUGGUAAGACAGUGUGAGUUUAAUUAAACUAAAUUGAGCUGCUUUGUAAGUAUUGAUUAUUUCAGUUGUGUUCCAGCUGUGCGGAGUUAGUCUAGUGAUGGCAUCUAUUAAGUUGCUGAGGAACAAAAAACCUUCUUCAGGUCACACCACUGACACAACUGCUUUUGAAUUGUGUCUGUGUUUGGGGCAAUGGGUGACAUUAAUGCCUGGGUUCAGGCUUCUGAAGACUUGCUCAACUGCUCAGUUAUUACACUGGUGAUAGGGGUGGUGUUGGAGAAGGGCUAGUCCAGAUCCUCUGGAUCCAGAGUAGUUUUGCCUUGUCUGGUGAGAUGGCAGGGACAUUUGAUGAGCGUUUCAACAUCACAGUCCAUCCAUCCAUGAGGAAAUCACAGGGCCAUGAGGCGGUGUGCAGGUUGUCUGUGGAAAGGUGUUCUGACCGUGUGAAGAAGUUCUUACUUUUACAGAAUUAGAAGCCAAGUUAUUCUUUCUUUCUGACUCAACUGUGAUGACUUUUUGAUGGAAAGCCUGAGAAACACGUGGUGGGUGCAGAGCGUUUGGAAAUGACAAGGCAACCCGUGAUGCGGCAGGAUUUCCUGACUGGACUUUGACAUUCUUUUCAUGAAAGAGGUUUCCAAGUAGUUGUCUUAUAAUAACUUUGAGAAGAAGUUCUAUGUAGCUCUUACUUUUAAGAGUGCUGCAAAAAUGAUUACUUCAGAUUUGCCAGUACUACAGGAUUCUACGAACGAAACUACUGCACAUUCAGAUGCUGGCAGUGAGCUUGAAGAAGCAGAAGUCAAAGGAAAAAGAAAAAGGGGCCGUCCUGGCAGGCCUCCAGUUUUCUUUGCCCAGUCUGCCACCAAGAAACCCCGCAAGUCUCCAGCAGACAAGGGUCGUUCCGAGUCCGGAGCCAGAGGAGCGAGUCGUGGAAGAGCUAAUGGCCACCCUCAGCAGAAUGGAGAAGGGGACCCUGUCACUUUGUUUGAGGUGGUUAAGCUGGGAAAGAGUGCUAUGCAGUCUGUGGUGGACGACUGGAUUGAAUCAUAUAAACAAGACAGGGACAUAGCACUUCUGGAUUUAAUCAACUUCUUUAUCCAGUGUUCAGGAUGUCGAGGUACAGUAAGAAUUGAAAUGUUUAGGAACAUGCAAAAUGCAGAAAUCAUAAGGAAAAUGACAGAAGAAUUUGAUGAGGACAGUGGGGACUAUCCCCUCACCAUGCCCGGGCCCCAGUGGAAGAAGUUCCGCUCCAACUUCUGCGAGUUCAUCGGGGUCCUGAUCCGGCAGUGCCAGUACAGCAUCAUCUACGACGAGUACAUGAUGGACACGGUGAUCUCCCUGCUCACAGGGCUCUCCGACUCCCAGGUCAGGGCCUUCAGGCACACCAGUACCUUGGCUGCUAUGAAGCUUAUGACUGCUCUUGUGAAUGUUGCCUUAAACCUGAGCAUCCAUCAGGAUAAUACACAGAGGCAGUAUGAAGCUGAGAGGAACAAAAUGAUUGGCAAAAGAGCUAACGAGAGGUUGGAGCUGCUGCUUCAGAAAAGAAAAGAGCUACAAGAAAACCAAGAUGAAAUCGAGAAUAUGAUGAACUCUAUUUUUAAGGGUAUAUUUGUUCAUAGAUACCGUGAUGCUAUUGCUGAGAUUAGAGCUGUCUGUAUUGAAGAAAUUGGAGUCUGGAUGAAGAUGUACAGUGAUGCCUUCCUGAAUGAUAGUUAUUUAAAAUAUGUUGGCUGGACACUACACGACAGGCAAGGUGAAGUGAGGUUGAAGUGUCUGAAAGCUCUUCAGAGUCUGUACACCAACAGAGAGUUGUUUCCCAAAUUGGAGCUGUUCACUAAUAGAUUCAAGGACCGCAUUGUGUCCAUGACCCUGGACAAGGAGUACGACGUGGCUGUGGAAGCCAUUCGAUUAGUGACGCUCAUCCUGCAUGGGAGUGAGGAGGCUCUGUCCAACGAGGACUGUGAGAAUGUGUAUCACCUGGUGUACUCAGCACACCGGCCCGUGGCAGUGGCAGCUGGAGAGUUCCUGCACAAAAAGCUGUUCAGCAGACACGAUCCCCAAGCUGAAGAGGCUCUAGCAAAGAGGAGGGGGAGAAAUAGUCCAAAUGGAAACCUUAUUAGAAUGUUGGUUCUUUUCUUUCUUGAAAGUGAGUUGCAUGAACAUGCAGCCUAUUUGGUGGACAGCUUGUGGGAGAGCUCCCAAGAACUGCUGAAAGACUGGGAAUGUAUGACAGAACUGCUCCUGGAGGAGCCAGUCCAAGGAGAAGAAGCCAUGUCGGACCGGCAGGAGAGCGCCCUCAUCGAGCUCAUGGUGUGCACCAUCCGCCAGGCCGCCGAGGCACAUCCCCCCGUGGGCAGGGGCACGGGCAAGAGGGUCUUGACAGCAAAAGAAAGAAAAACUCAGAUAGAUGACAGAAAUAAAUUGACUGAGCAUUUCAUUAUUGCACUUCCCAUGUUGCUAUCCAAGUACUCUGCUGAUGCUGAGAAGGUGGCAAAUCUCCUGCAAAUCCCUCAGUACUUUGAUCUGGAAAUCUACAGCACGGGCAGAAUGGAAAAGCAUCUGGAUGCCUUACUGAAACAGAUUAAGUUUGUUGUGGAAAAGCAUGUGGAAUCAGAUGUUCUGGAAGCCUGCAGCAAAACCUACAGCAUCCUCUGCAGUGAGGAAUACACCAUCCAGAACAGGGUGGACAUAGCCCACAGCCAGCUCAUCGACGAGUUCGUGGACAGAUUCAACCAUUCCGUGGAGGAUCUGCUGCAGGAGGGAGAGGAGGCUGAUGAUGAUGACAUUUACAACGUGCUCUCCACUCUGAAGAGGUUGACCUCUUUUCACAAUGCUCAUGAUCUCACCAAGUGGGACCUGUUCAGUAACUGCUACAGAUUGCUGAGAACUGGAAUUGAACACGGAGCGAUGCCAGAACAGAUUGUUGUCCAGGCACUGCAGUGUUCCCACUACUCUAUUCUCUGGCAGCUGGUGAAAAUCACCGAAGGCUCCCCUUCCAAAGACGACUUGUUGGUGUUGAGGAAAACUGUGAAAUCCUUCCUGGCUGUGUGCCAGCAGUGUCUGUCAAAUGUCAACACCCCAGUCAAGGAACAGGCUUUCAUGCUGCUCUGUGACCUGCUGAUGAUCUUCAGUCACCAGCUGAUGACAGGGGGUCGGGAAGGGCUGCAGCCCUUGGUGUUCAACCCAGACUCAGGCCUGCAGUCAGAACUGCUCAGUUUUGUCAUGGACCAUGUCUUCAUUGACCAAGAUGAUGAAAACCAGAGCAUGGAGGGAGAUGAAGAAGAUGAAGCCAACAAAAUAGAAGCUUUACAUAAGAGAAGAAACCUUCUGGCUGCCUUCAGCAAGCUGAUCAUCUACGACAUCGUGGACAUGCACGCGGCCGCCGAUAUCUUCAAACACUAUAUGAAGUACUACAAUGACUAUGGAGAUAUCAUUAAGGAAACCCUGAGCAAAACAAGGCAAAUUGAUAAAAUCCAGUGUGCAAAGACACUCAUCCUCAGUUUGCAACAGCUGUUCAAUGAGCUGGUCCAGGAGCAGGGGCCCAACCUGGACAGGACCUCUGCCCACGUGAGCGGCAUCAAGGAGCUGGCGCGGCGCUUCGCCCUCACCUUCGGCCUGGAUCAGAUCAAGACAAGGGAGGCGGUGGCCACACUGCACAAGGAUGGCAUAGAGUUUGCCUUCAAAUACCAGAACCAGAAAGGACAGGACUAUCCCCCUCCAAACCUCGCUUUCCUCGAAGUGCUCAGUGAGUUCUCCUCCAAACUCCUGCGACAGGACAAAAAGACUGUUCACACCUACCUGGAGAAGUUCCUGACGGAGCAGAUGAUGGAGAGGAGGGAGGACGUGUGGCUGCCCCUGAUCUCCUACAGGAACUCCCUGGUGACGGGCGGGGAGGACGACAGGAUGUCAGUGAACAGCGGGAGCAGCAGCAGCAAAGCCUCCUCCGUGAGGAACAAGAAGGGCCGACCCCCCCUCCACAAAAAGAGAGUGGAAGAUGAGAGCCUGGAAGGCUCCUGGCUGAACAGGAACGAGAACAUCCACACUCCAGGGGCACUGCAGGCACCACAGCUCACCUCCACUGUCCUGAGGGAGAACACCAGGCAAAUGGGGGAGCAGAUCCAGGAGCACGAGUCGGAGCAGGGAUCUGAACAGGACUUUUUACACAAUCCCCAGAUGCAGAUCUCGUGGCUGGGCCAGCAGAAGCUGGAGGAUCUCAAUCGGAAGGACAGGACAGGAAUGAACUACAUGAAAGGCAGGACUGGAGUAAGGCACGCAGUACGAGGUCUAAUGGAGGACGACGCUGAGCCCAUCUUUGAAGAUGUCAUGAUGUCCUCACGAGGUCAGCUAGAGGACAUGAACGAGGAGUUCGAGGACACGAUGGUCAUUGAUCUGCCGCCGUCGCGGAACCGGCGGGAGCGCGCGGAGCUGCGGCCGGACUUCUUCGACUCUGCUGCCAUCAUCGAGGACGACUCAGGAUUUGGCAUGCCCAUGUUCUGAAGUCUGGGAAGACGUUUUACAAACUUGGAACUCUAUUGUUUAGAGCUAGAGGCCUAUAUACUGUGAUAGCUUGUAUGGAAACCACACUUUUGAUGUGAUACGGUUUGAUUUUUAACCAAAUGAUUGAGGUCAACCCCUUUUUGUGGUGAGGGAGAGAAGAGGAGCUCCUCAGUGACACCCGGGAAUGUUGGCCACUCCAGUCACCUCAGAAGGGCUGACCUAGAGAAUCAUUUGUAUCCCUGUUCUUGACUGUCCUAAUACAGAUUUUUUUUUUUCUGGAUGAGGAGGAGGUUUUAAAUUGUUAAGACAGCUGUCGAAAUAAACACUGUUCUACAUACGUUUUCUGAAAACAACAUUGAGUGAAAACAGAACUUUUUAACUUUAUUUUUCUGCUGUACAAUUUAAAACAGUUUUAACAUUUGCCUUUUUAUGUUUUCAGAGCUAGCCAUUUUUAUUAAACCUAUGCCUAUCAGCCACUGACUAGCAAGGAUGCUGUAAGCAGGUCGUUCUGGCUACAGAGAAGUGUUUUUGAACACACUGGAUCUGAUUCACAUUAUGGUACGCUCCUGUCCUCUCCCAGGCAUGGAGAAGAGCACUCUCAGAGAAGAGGGUAGAAUCCUAAUGACGUGCAUCUCUGCCAAAAAAUUUCAGAUUCUGAUAUGAUAAACCCAGAUUUUAUACUCUUGAGAAGAUUUAUUUUUAUUUAUAAUGGGACAUAAAGUAAGAGAUGUCCAUGAAGCCACUUUUCCAACAGAUGCUGUGUAACAUUCAUUUUAUAUAGCACAUGGGGACACAAAACAGUAAAUUUUCUAUUGGUACUUGCUCUGUGCAUUUUUAGCAACUUAUACCAGCAAAUAAAGUAUUCUCAGUAAAACACACGAAUGGUUCUCAAGUAAUCACUUUGCUGUUUUUACUACCUACUUCAAGCCUGCCAACCCAAGGUACAUAAACAGCAACUUUCCUAUUAAAAAAAAAUAGUCCAAGGGUGGGGGAAAGGAUCACUUUAGCAUAUGAAAAGUAAUUUUCCUGUACCAUAAAACAAAGUCUACUUUCCAUGCCGUAAAUACCCUUUUCCGCUAUUUUUGUAAAUUAAUUUUGCCAGUUAGAAGUACUGUAUGUGCUGCAUAGAAAUUUGUGCUUAGAUGGUGAAGUUCUUAAGCUUACAAUGGACUACAGCUACAUUUUCAGUGUUAACUGUGCAUAUUGAGAGUAAUUCUUUGGAAAAAAAAAUAUGAUUUUUCAAAAAAGCUAAAAACGUUAAAAAAAAAAAAAUCAAGAAGACCCCAAAACAUUCUCAGCUAAUUCAUUGUAAUAAGAGAUUCUUUUCAAUGUCUUCAAUAAUUUGGAAUUUCAUUAUGCUUCAAUUUGAUGACUCUGCCUAGUAGCUGCUCCUUAGUUAGACUGGCCUGAUGCCAGCAGAGCUGGCCUUCCACAACUCCAGGAUCUCCAAAACGGCCCCAAAACGUUCCUCUUCCUUCCUGCACUCCACCAUUAGCAGCUGAGAUACAAACCAGACUUACCCACUUGGAGCACAGCAGUUUCAGAGGUGCUUUUAUUUUUUAGCAACUGCAGAAUAAUCACAGAGCUUUUUUCUCUUUGGAGCUUACUGGGAACCAACCCGGCCCGUCCGUGCCCGGGGCCGAGGCUCUCACCCAGCUGCGGUGUCUCUCCCAACAAGGGCACUUCUCAGACACAGUUGCCAAAAAUGUUUGCCCAGGCCCUGCAGCCGUUCCCCCGGGGUGGGGAUGGACCAACCCAGCAGCAGCUGGCACUUCAGACCGAGCUGUGCCCUCGCUCGGGGCACCCCCCGCGCCCGGGGCACGGGGCUGCGGCCCCGCUCACAUCGCCCCGUGGGCAGCGGGGCAGAGCAGAUGCUGCCUGGUUUGAGUCAUUCUCAGACAAACCUUGUGCUUCACAGUCCUCUGUGUGGAAAACUGAUUCCUAAUUUAACAUUGUAGAAUACUGUAUAACAAACAUUGAUGAUCACGGUACCUGCAAUGGGUCUCCAGUUCAGUUUGCAGUCUAUAGGUUUUUGUAUUAUGAGUGUCUCCUUGAUUGGUUUUGCUAGUAAUUCUGUAAAUUGUACAUUUACAAUAUGAGGUUUUUUUUUUUCCUUUUGUACAAUUUAAAACUGAUGCUUCACCUUUCAUUUAAUAAACUAUUCAAAAUCAUGA
Messenger RNA from Pipra filicauda (Wire-tailed manakin), 7171 nucleotides. It is a transcript of the gene STAG1, whose product is annotated as stromal antigen 1. The record is from RefSeq and is a predicted model, not a curated record. Lineage: Eukaryota; Metazoa; Chordata; Aves; Passeriformes; Pipridae. The coding region runs from base 1209 to 4997 and encodes 1262 amino acids. The transcript has 34 exons. Gene Ontology annotation, cellular component: nucleus; chromatin; cohesin complex. Gene Ontology annotation, molecular function: chromatin binding. Gene Ontology annotation, biological process: sister chromatid cohesion.